Molecule: messenger RNA, 12922 nt
Organism: Thelazia callipaeda (thelaziosis nematode)
Lineage: Eukaryota; Metazoa; Nematoda; Chromadorea; Rhabditida; Thelaziidae
Source: the annotation of a GenBank genome assembly
UACAAAAUAUGAAUACAAGGGAUUCAAGAGGUAGAAAAAGGAGGUCUUCACCAGUUGAUGAAGUACAGAAUAUGAAAAUAAGCAAAAAAUCAAUGGGUGACUGCAGUACUUAUGAAGGAAAUGAAGGAAACCAUUGCAAGUUGGAUAUGCCUUCUAGGGCUGGAUAUCGCCGUCAGUUGAUGAUUGGUCUUGAAAGUCACACGAUAGUCCUCAUACAGGGUCCCACUGGUAGUGGUAAGACCUUUAUAGUAAAGGAAGUUGCUCAAGAAUUGGAUUUACCAUGUCGAAUCAUACAAAUGAGUGAUCAAAUUGAUUCUAAAAGUUUAUUUGGGACAUUUCAUUGUCUUGAUGUAGCUGGUGAAUUUCACUGGAAAGAAAGUAAUUUCGCAAAGUAUAUUCGAGAACGUGGGAUUAUAUUGUUUGAGGACGUUGAUAGUGCUCCAGCUGAUUUGAUAUCUCAGAUAAUCGAUUUAUGUAAUGAUCGCAAAGUUCGCUUAAUGUCUGGCGAAAUAAUACAGAUGCACCGUGAAGCUUAUAUUGUCUUCACAAUAAGGAAUAUUGAGCACAAAAGAAGCUUUAAAUCAGUCGACAGCGAAAUGUUAAUCACCUCUCUUCCAUUUGAAAUUUCAUUGCCACCUUUCACUAAUGAAGAAUUAUUUCGUGCGAUUUCCAUAUUAUAUACCAGGGUCGCUGGAAUUGGUCAAAAAUUGAUAGAUCUUUUCAGUGAGCUCGCACUGCAUGUAAUAAAUAGGGUGGAUAAAAGACAGUUGGGCACAACGGACUUAUUGAAAGCAUGUGCACGUCUUAAUGAUUUGGAUGAUUUAUCGGAUUCAGUAGCGGUACUUCGGGAACUUGUUGAUUGUUGGACGGUUCACUGUAAUGAAAAGAAAGAUGUGCUUAGACUAUCAGGAAUGAUCGCCGAUAAUUUAUCGUUGAAUAGUGAUCAGUUCCUCUAUGAGAUGAAUUUGCGAAUGCCAGAAAUUUUUGUGACAGUGGAUGAAGUGAAGUGUGGUCGAGUAAAUUUGAAGAAAAGUCGAACAAUAAUAGUUGAUAAAAGUGAAUUCAAUAAAGUAAUGGUUAAGGUAGCGUUGAAAUCAAAAAUUAAUCAAAUGUUUGAAUUCUUUAGUAAAUCGGAGCGUUUUGGUCUCACACGCGAUGUUUGUCAGUUGUUAGAACGAAUAGCAGUUUGUGUUAAUCGUAUGGAACCAGUAUUGCUUGUUGGUGAAACUGGUAUCGGUAAGACAGCUGUUAUUCAAAUGCUGGCUGAUCAUGUUCGUGUCACUCUUCGAGUUGUAAAUCUAAGUCAACAUUCUGAUUCAUCAGAUCUGAUUGGCGGGUAUAAACCAGUGUCAAUACGACAUUUGUUAGAACCGCUAAAAAAAGAUUAUGAUCGCUUGUUUGCUGCAACUUUUGAUAUGAAGAAGAAUGAAAAGUUUCUGUCACACUUGAAAAUGUGUUUAUCAAAUGGACGAUAUAGUGACUAUGUAAAGAUGAUUGUGGAAACAGCACGUAGAACACUGGGAAUGUCUCUGAAAAUUCGUAUUGCAAAGUUGUGGGCUGAUUUACUCGUUAGAGCAGAGCGUUGUAAAGAAUCAUUAAAUUCAUCUUCAUUCUCAUUUGCUUAUAUCCAUGGAGCGGUCGCGCAAGCAGCUAGUCGGGGUGACUGGCUCUUAAUUGAUGAAAUCAAUUUGGCGACACCUGAAUGUCUGGAUGCCGUCGUAAACUUGACCGAAGAUACUAGAUCAAAGCAUUCAAAUUUUCGUUUAUUUGCUUGUAUGAAUCCUGCUAGUGAUAUUGGGAAACGAAAUUUGCCCUAUGGAAUAAGGAAUCGAUUUACGGAAAUCUUCGUUCAUGAGACAACUGAAAUUGAUCAGUUACAUGUAAUUGCUCGUGCAUAUCUACCAUCGACUGACGUAUCCAAAAUAUCCAUUUUGCUAGAACUUUAUCAAACACUGCGUGCAACUCUCCCCAGAAAAUAUAGUUUACGUACUUUAUGUCGGGCGUUAGCAUUUACGGCAGAAAAUAUUUUUGGAAGUGAGACACGUAGUAUGUAUGAAGCUGCAUUGAUGUCAUUUAUGAGCAAUCUUGGCACCGAAGAGCAAGUCUUAGUUGAAAAGCUGAUUCGUAAUAAAUUAAGUAAAGUACAGAUGGGCAAAGUACCAGCAAAAUUUAUGGAGAAUCAUGUAAAAGUUGAGCAGUACUGGAUUGAAAAAGGAAAUCUAGAACUUCAAGACGAUCCUAAAUAUGUUUAUACACCUUCAGUUAGAAAAAAUUUAACUCAUCUUGCUCGAGUGGUUUGUAGUGGAAAGUUUUCAGUACUGUUGGAAGGUGAAACGUCUUGCGGAAAAACUGCUAUGAUACUCCAUCUUGCGAAAAUCACCGGGAAUACUGUCAUUCGCAUUAACAAUCAUGAGCAUACGGAUCUUCAAGAAUAUAUUGGAUCAUAUGUGCCAGAUGGUGAUGGUCGAUUUGCUUUUGUCGAAGGCCCGUUAGUUAAAGCUACUCGAAAUGGAUACUGGAUUAUUCUUGAUGAAUUGAAUCUCGCACCAACAGAUGUCAUUGAGGCUUUAAAUAGGUUAUUGGAUGAUAAUCGUGAAUUGUUCAUCGCUGAAACAAAUGCUGUUGUAAAAGCUCAUCCUAAAUUUCGAUUAUUUGCGACACAAAACCCAGCUUGUACUUACGCUGGUCGUAAACGUCUCUCACGUGCUUUGCUUAAUCGCUUUGUUGUUUUGCGAUUUGACCAACUGCCAUGUGAUGAACUAGCGCGGAUGGUGACGGAGAGCUGUAAUAUUGCUAUUUCGGCUGCAAAAGUGAUGGUAUCAGUAUUUACUGAUUUACGUGUUCAGCGUAGCACAGUUGGCGUUUUUUCUGCUAAUGAUGGAUUAAUAACACUUCGUGACUUGUUCAGAUGGGGGCAACGGCUUGCAGGAACAGAUCAUAAUGACUGGCGUCAGAGCUUAGCAGAACAUGGAUUUCUCUUGCUUGGUUCUCGAUGCCGUAAUAAAACUGAUGCAGAAUGUGUGAAGAAAACUUUAGAAAAAAAUUUGAAACGUCAGAUUGAUGUCGAGGACUUGUUCGCCAGAGAUUCAAAUUAUUUACCGAUUGAAUUUCGAUAUUGUAACGUGGUUAACAAUAUCGUUUUAACUGAUGCCAUUCGAAGGAUGAUUAUUUUGGUAACACAAAGUUGGCGUUUUAAUGAACCAGUUUUAAUUGUUGGCGAGACAGGAUGCGGCAAGACAACAGUAGCUGAGCUGCUAACAAAUGGGACAUUGCUGACGUUGAAUUGUCAUGAACGAACAGAAGCUGCUGAUUUCUUGGGUUCGUUACGUCCAGUUGGCGAUGGAACUUUUAAAUGGAUAGAUGGCGUGGUUAUACAAGCGAUGAGAGAAGGUCGGCCGGUGUUAAUCGAUGAGAUCUCAUUGGCUUCUGAUUCGGUAUUGGAGCGGUUGAAUCCCUUGUUGGAACCAUCAAGAUUAUUGCUUCUGAAUGAUGCUGGCGUAUCAAGCACUGAAGUAAAAGCUGAAAGAGGUUUUAAUCUUUCAAAGGCAUUAAGAAACAGAUUUACGGAAAUUUGGUGUCAAGCGGAUGUUUCUACCAAUGAUUUGGUUGCCAUUGUCAAUCAUCUUUUAAGCUCAGUCUCUAUGCUUGAUGAACAUAGAUCUGCUAUUAAUAGAUGUAUUGUACAAUUUGUGCUAUGGUUUGGUGAAAACUUUUCGCAUGUUUUAAGGAUAACUAUCACGAUUCGUGACAUAGUAACAGUAACAAAACUCGUUGCUGCCACAAUUCCACUUACUGACUCUAUCUCUGAUUCCAUUUAUCAUGCUUUUUCGGCAACUCUUUUCGAUGCUUUCGGUACCAUAUCGACACGUAUCAAUAUAGAUUGCGAAUAUCUGAAAAAGAAAGCUAUUGAACAACUUUGCCUAGUCAUGGAAAAAGAGUUGGGGAGUGCUUGUAAUAUUUUCUCUAUUGUGAAUCCCAGUGUUUUAGCCAUUGAUGAAGACAGAUUGAAUAGUUUAGUAAUCGAUAAGUUUCUCAUUCCUUUUGGAUCGUCGAGGCGAUUUGUACCUGAAGGUUUCACAUUUAAUUCAUUAACAUGCAGGAAAAAUAUUUUGAGGAUUGCUCGUGGAUUAAUUAUCGAUAAACCAAUAUUAUUGGAAGGUCCACCAGGUUGUGGGAAGUCCAGCACCGUUGUUGCCCUCUCUUCAAUAACAGGUCAUCCAUUAACGCGAUUAAAUCUCUCGGAACAAACGGAUUUGUCAGAUUUAUUUGGUAGUGAUGUACCAAUCGUUUUAUCAGAUGGAACACCUUCUUUUGCUUGGAGAGAUGGACCAAUUUUACACGCUAUCAAAACAGGACGCUGGAUGAAUUUGGCAUCUCAAAGUAUUUUGGAAGGUUUAAAUGCAUGUUUUGAUCAUCGUCACCAGCUUUUUAUACCACAACUUAAUCGAACAUUUGAUGUUGGUGCAAAUUCCACAAGAACACGUUUUUUUGCCUGUCAAAAUCCAUGUGCUCAAGGUGGUGAUCGGCGAAAUCUACCAAAAUCAUUUAUGAACCGUUUCACAUCGAUUUAUAUAUCUGAAAUGGAGGCGUCAGAUUACCUCGUUGUCAUGAAAAAUUCAUUUGAAUCUGUAUUGGGAGCGGAUGUUAUACAACGUAUGGUGAAUUUGAAUACUUCAAUAUUAAAUUUUAUGAAAAAGGAUACGCAGUUUCUUCGUGACGGAUCACCAUUUGAAUUUAAUUUGCGAGAUUUAUUGAGAUGGGCAGAGUUAACGAAAGAGGCGGGUGGAAAUGUAUUAAGAAGUGGUGGUGAUAUUGCUUACGGUUUUAAUUUGCUCUAUAUAUGGCGACUUCGUAGUAAAGAAGAUAAAGAAAAAGUAUCGUCAAAUUUUAUUAAUGAUAUGUUUAUAAGGGAUUUUCAUAACAAUUAUCAAAUAAUUUACAGAAAUAGUUUUCACUCUACUUAUUACUUCUGCACAAGAGCAUGUAUGCGGAUUUUGUUUCAUGAAAGUUUCCAGUUUGAAUGCACUGAGACAUUAGCAUCGUUUUCAGUGAAUGAUGCUUAUUUGCAAAUAGGAAAAGUAGAAAUAAAACGACCACAAGCAUUCUGUGGGCCGAAAAACCUGCAAUUAUUAUCAUCACAAGUGAUAUUACUUGAUAAACUUGCUGUCUGUGUUAGGAUGAAUUGGCUCACAUUACUUGUUGGUAAAAGAGGUUCCGGGAAGGCAUCUGCUAUAAAAACUUUAGCAUCUUUAUUUGGCACGGAGUUGCACACAAUACGUCUAACUACGGAAUCUGAUUCACUUGAUCUUCUUGGGUCAUUUGAACAGGUUUCUGGUCACGUUAAUCUCACUAAUCUGAAGAGAAAAUGCUUGGAUUCGCUUGCGUCAUUUCCAGCAUUGUUGAAUGAUGUGAAAAGUGCUGAAGAUGCGUUUGCCUUAAGAUUGGUUGUACAGAGUGCAAUACUUCUUGUAGAUAAACGAACUGCUGAAAAACUCGAAGAGUGCAAUCAAGAAUUAAAUAAAAAUAGAAUGCGUUUUGGAUGGGUGAAUAGUCCAUUUGUCAAUGCAUUUAUCAAUGGUGAUUGGAUAUUAAUUGAAAAUGUCAAUUGCUGCAGCGCAGCAGUAUUAGACCGGCUGAAUGCUUGUUUGGAAAGCAGUGGGGAGUUGACUUUACCGGAAUCUGGAAACGCAAAUUCUGUUAUGAAAGCGCACAAAAAUUUCCGAGUAUUCUUUACUAUGGAUCAUAAUUAUGGUAGGGUAUCGCGUGCUAUGCGUAAUCGUUCAGUAGAACUCUUCCUUUCACCUGACGAAUGCACAUGGUUUACAAAACCACAAGAUAUUGCGAGCGUUGUUUUGAAUACGGAAAGUGAAGGUAUUAUUCAAAUUCCCUCAGCAGUAAUGGAAGCAUGCAGAAAUCUUUCGUGUUGGGAGUUAUUGAAGUUAAAAAUGUUUUUGAGAAGAGAUGGUAAAGAUUUUGAGACUGAAUUAAAGAAUUUCAAAGAUAUAACAUUUGAAGAAUCAGGAAGUGUUUGCAACGAAGAAAAAUACAUAGUUCGACCCACGGUUAAUGAAAAUUUUGCUAUUAUAUAUAAACAGUGGGAAAUUCUGGUUUGGGCUUUUGUAAGUGAACAUGAUUGGUUACUUGGUGUGUUAUGGGCUUCAUUAUCAGUUCCUUUCAACAAAUCAGAAGUCGACGGAGUUAUUGAAAAGUUUAGUUGGACCGAUAGUAAGUCAAAGAAGAAAGCCGUUAAAAUGAUUGAGAAGUUGAAACAAAAUGAAAAUUUUAAUUAUGACGAACGUUUUCAUGGUUCUCCGUUUCUGCGAAUUUCUGAACCGCUCAAUACAUUCGUUGAUCAAGACAAAUUCAUCAUUAAAAUGUGUGCUGUGUGGGCAAAGCUUCAUUUAGACACGAUAUUGCCUAAAGAAUUCUCGGCUGUUGAAAUAAGCAACCUUUUUUCAAAAGUGUCCGAAUCAUGCUCGAUUAUAUGGAACAUUUUACUUUUCGUCGAAUCUUGCCAUCAAACACUAAAUACACUAGUUGGUGGUGCUUCUAUGCAAAUUGCUUGGGAACGAUUGAAUAGCCAGCAGUCAUCAAGUUUAUGUAGUGUUGCAAAUGCUGUUGAUAAAGUGUGGAUUGUGGACAAAAGAGCUUGGGAACAUUUUAUUACUUUCCACGAACUCUGCAACUUUAUUGUGCCAUUUCGAUGCUAUGAACAGUGGAAUGAAUAUUGGUGGAAACAAAAACUGAGAAAAUUGCUCUCAAGCAACAUUGAAACUCGUAACGAAGAUUGCUCUAUAGAAGGAAAUGGCGAAGAAAUUGAGAAAUUUGAUAUUUUUGACAUAUCCUGUAGACUAUUGAAAGACGUUUUUUGCGGCUUCGCCAUGUUAAAUAAUGGAAACAAACAAAAUAUCGAUUUAGGUUGGAUUGCACUGGGUACCCAACUUUUCUCCUUAUUAUGGCAUUCAAUGGAUUUCAAAUCAGUUCCAGAAAAAUUUACUUUAGCUAACUUCAUUGAUUUUCCACUACAACACAAGCUUUUAUGUUUGUAUUGUUGGAAAUUAGGACCACAUUUGGGCUCAUUCAAGUUACAUUACAAAGAAAUGCUUUCGACUGCAAUCGGUCAAUUUGAAUCCGUGGUAGAAAUUCCAGCGCUAAAAUCAUCAAAUAUUGCUCUGUCGGAUUUAAUAUUACAUUUGGAAUCUCUGGCUUAUAAAUUGUUACCGUUUGCAGUACCAGUAAAUAACUGCAUUGAUCCUGUGUUUAGGGAUGAGUUGAAUUUCAAUUAUUUGAUGAGUAAGAAACUGUUGCUGGACAAUAUUCUUGGUGUUCUGCAAUCAUAUCAGGAAGUAAUGAGUGGUCAAAAGGAUUUAAUUUUAUAUUCGAAAUCUCAACACCCAUUCAUUGCCUGUUUACUAGAAACAAGAAAUUCAUUUUCAUCAUUAAUAAAAUUAUUGGAUUCAUUCCUGGGAACGGUCCAUAAUUGUUAUCGCCAGUUAUCACACAUCAAUAUGAAUCGUCUAGACGAUUUACCUCAAGUUAAAAUGAAGUUAGCGAUAGCACAAAUAGAAAGCUUUUCAAAAACGAUCCAAUUUUUCUGUGAAAGGGUAUUAGCGAUAUAUAGUGCCUUUCCGGAUAUUGUUUUCCCGUAUGUUAUGCUUUUGAACGUUCUGGUCGUGGCUAAUUCGUAUAAACGUUUACAUUUACUCCGAAAAAUGCACUUACACCAUUUAAGUGUUACUUACAACUUCCCAUCUGAGUGCAAGAUCAAAUGGAGUUUUUUUUAUAAUCAACUUGAUUGUGACGUUUUAUUCGAUUGGUGUAUUUCGGAGACUACUACAAUGCCGAAACAAUUACAGAAGGAAUUAGUUGCCUUUUGUUUAUGGCAAAAUAAACAGAGUAAAAGCAUUUAUGACUCAGAACGGUGUGUAAUCGAAAGUUCUAUUAAAUGGAUUAAAAGGAAAAUUGCAGAAAAUGAAUGGCAAAAAUGGUUUGAAGAUCAUACUGAAAAGCAAGAAGAAACUUAUGUCUAUCGAGAAAGAAACGUAAGACGUGAAGAAAGAGACGUCGAUGAAGAUGAAAUCAAGAUGCAUGAGCUUCUACCCGAUUUUUCUUCUGUCGGCUCUGAAAUGCACGAAUUUGAUGAUGUAUGUUAUAAGUUGAGCUCAAAAGAUUACAUUACUGGUGAAAAUUUGGCAGAACUACUCUAUUUGUUAGUGGAUAAAAAAGAUAUCAACUAUUGCAAUAUACAUAUGGCUUUCGCAUGGAUAAUCGAUACAAUGUUAUCGUGUGUUUAUAAUCUCCGUGCUUUGAAAAAAAUUGGUGUGAAUGGAGAUCUACAAUCAUUUGAUGUUUAUCGCAAAAAUAGCCGAUCAGAGCUUGAAAAAUGUAUCGCAGCAAUAAAACCAUUAAUGGAACGUGUAAAAAGUUUAAAGGAUAGCUGGCCAGAAGUGACAGUUUUGAAUGAUAUUCUAAAGGUCAGUAUCAAUGCUGAUUUGUGGGAACGAGUCGCAGAUCAUAAGCAUUCUUUGGAAAAUGAACUUGGAAAUCUGCGAAGUUUGUUAGUGAGUUGGCGAAAAAUGGAAAUACGCUGCUGGGAUAAUUUGCUUGUUCGAGAAGAGAUUAUUUCUGAGGAGCAAACGUUAUUGAUGUCAUGGCCACUUUUUGAAGCACUUGAUAGAAACGAUAAGAGUGACGAUGAUAUUAUAGCGAUGACUAUUGAAUGGAUCCAAAACUCUACAUUAACUGAUUUCAAAACUCGUUUAUUGACUGCCAAGUUACUUGUCAAGUUUAUCACGCUUACAAAAAAAUGUGGGAAGAUCAAGUUCUGCCAGCGUCUCGAAUCAGUAGUAGCAUAUUUUGAACAGUUUAACACUGUAAUUGACCAAAAAUUAGCUGAGAAGAAAGAGCCAGUUAUGAAGAAAUUAAGCGAUUUUAUAAAAAUCAUGAAAUACAAUGACUUGAAUUUGUGGAGUGUGAGACUGUCAGCUCAAAAAGCUCAUAAGCAGUUGUUCCGUAUAGUCAAAGAAUUCAGACUGUAUGGGACUGACGUAGUUGCUCCCAUAUUUGAUGAACUUUUGCCGAUUUCAUCAGAUUAUGAAGCUGUAGCAACCUUUGCUGCUGAUCAAGUGCCAUGUGAUGAUUUUUAUGCAAGACGUGCAGCUGAAUUGACUCAAGCAGUUGCGAAUUGUUUGACGAAUAAAAUCAAUCUGGACAAUAUUUUAGAACUUAUGGAAUAUACAAAAUGUUGUGAUAGUCUUAUUCGGCAAGAUGUUCGUUACAAAGGUGAUGAUAAGGAGAAAGAGAAACAACGAGGUCGUUCAUUAAGCGAGCGACAAAAGAUAGAAAGAGCAGUCGCACGGUUUUUCAAAAAUAGUGCUGCACUUGGUUUAAGUAGUCGGAAAGGUUUAGUAGUUGAUACGGAACAAUUAACAGCAAAUGUUGUUUCUGGUAUUUUUGAAAAUACAAUCUUAGCAAAGUUGAUUAGACAUGGAGGAGCUUCACGAAAUAUUGUCCUAAAAAAAUUUCACAAGCCUAAUACUCAAAUAGACGCCAAAUCAAUGAAUCAUUUAAAAGGACUUACAGAAUUUAUUUUAAAUGAACUGUGUAAGUGCAGCCAAGUGUUGACCUUUUCAACGAAGGUAUUGUGGAAAAUGGAACAAGCAAAAGAUAUGUUGGUAAAUUGUUGUGAAAAUGUGAAGAGUCUCGAAAAAAAUUCUUUACUUGUUAGUCAGCAGUGGUUACAUCGUCUUCAACACUCAAAACGAUGCCUAACCGAAUUUAAUGCAGUUUUGGAAUUUAUGUUAGCAAAACUCGAAAACGCUCCUGAAAAUUAUUCUGGUGAUGAAGAAAAAAUUCUCCAGUUUAGUGGUUUGGUUGAUAGCGCACUGUCAAAGUUAUAUAAAAAUGAUGCUAAUUAUAUUGUCACUUUGAAAAGUAUUCAGAAAAUACAGGAAGCGUCAGCAAAAAUACUUGAAGCUGUUGAUUGUUCACUGCUUUAUUCACGAAAUUGUGAGGAAAUCGUUAUUUGGAAAAAUUCCGAAGUAUUGCAUAUCAUCGAGCUAGUAAGAUUGGAGAUUAAGGAAAUGGAAGCAACUUUAUUUUCCAUUUCCUUUAUAAUGGAAGAAGAAGUUCAUGAAGCAUUAACGCAUUUAUCGGAGAUAGGAAAAUCACUUCUAGAUCCACCAGUAAUUUCGCAAAUAACUGAAGAUGUGGUCUGGAAUGGAACUGAAACUCUUUUAUUAGUAUUGCAAAGCAUCUAUAAGCAUACAACCUCAGCUGAUUUUGAUAGCUUCAGCUUUAUAAAUGCAUUUAAAUGGUUAUCCGUUUUGCUGCAAAAUGUAAAUCUUGACAGGUCGGUAGAAAAAAUUUGGAAUUUGUGUGCGGAGUUAUCGAAUGGUGAUAUAUCAGUUAAGUUCAACUGCUUAGAACAAAUAAUUUCCGUGAGCAGCACGGUUUAUAGAAUUUUCGCUUUCAUUUGGGAUUUAUUACAAGAUUGUGCUGUGGUUUUGGCCUUGUACUAUAUUAGUUUCACAUCAAUGAGUGUCGUACUUCUUGACAGAGGUUAUGUGAAUCCCAUUGAAAAGCGUGAGGAAGGUAGUGAAGGAAACGAAGGUAUACUUCAGUCAUAUGACGAUGAUGUUGCUGGACUUGGCGAUGCGAAAGGUGAAAAAGAUGUUGGUGAUGAUAUCGAUGAAACAGGACAGGUAAUGCAUAAAAUCUGGACACAAAAAAUGCACUCACUGAUAUCGGUGGUUGAGGGUUUAAAAAAUGAUGAGGAAGACAUGAGUGAGAACGAAAAAGGAAAUGAAAAGGAUGACAAACCUCUUGAUAUGGAUGAUGACUUUGGUGGUUGUCUGGAAGACAUUGAUCGUGAAGAGCAAAAUGAUAAUGAAAAAGAUGGAAGUGGAGAAGAGGAUACACCGGAAGUGGAUAACGAGAUGGGGAAUAUUGACGAAAGUGAGGAGGAAAAAUUGGAUCCUGAUUUGUGGGAUGAGGAUGAGAAUGAGAAUGACAAUGACAAAGAAUUAGAUGAAGGCAGCAAAGGUGCAAAUUCUAGGACACAUGGUUUAGUAGCAAAAACCAAUGAAAGUACAUGUAGAAAUGAUGAAGAAAAAUCGGAAGAGCAAGAAAGGGAUAAUGAAGUUUCUGCCCUCAGUGCUGAUGAUGAAGCCUCCGCGAUCGAUUCUAGUGAUGAUAACGACAUGGAAAAUCCUGAUGCGAGUAAAGUGAUGGAUGAAAGUAAAAGUGUUGAGGAUAAAGAGUCGUUACAAAGUGAUAAUGAUUGCAGUGAAGUUGAUACAGUUGAAGAUAAUAUGGAGUUUAACAACGAUACUGAACUGGAUGACAACAACAACCCUUUAUCUUGUGAUGAAGAACAAAUUGCUAGUGAGAUAGAUGAAAACGAAAAUUCUGGCUUGCACGAAGAGUUGCAGAAUGAUAAAAUCUCUGUGGUAGAAGGUAAUGGAAACGAAGAAGGAGGAUUUGACAAGCUUUCGAAAAUUUCUCCUGAUAUUUUACGAAAAGAAAAUAUAGCGGAAAGUAAUUCGACCACCGAAUCAGAAGCUCUAGAAAGCGCUGCUUCUGGUGAAAAAGGUAAUAAUGGUAAUGAUCAGGAAAAGCUGGAAAAUAUAGAAAAAUGCGAGAAAAAAAAACAAAAAGAAGAACUACGGGAACUAGCAGAUGAUAUUGCUGAUAUUUCAUUGCAAAAAAAUUUGCCAAAUGAAGGUGGGGAGCAAGAUGAAGAAAGCUCUGAUUUCGGGCAUACUGAACAAAAUAGCAUUGGUUCUCGUGAACAAAUCGUCAUAGAUAAAAGUUCUAUUGAGGAAGCGAAAAAUUCCAAAGCCCAUAGAGAUCAUUUAAAGAACCAUAAUUUAUGUUUGGAGGAUGUGAAAGAGAAUUCAGAAACUGACAUAGAGAUGCUAGAAGAGAACAAGAAGGAUGACUUUUUCGAUAUGAAUGAUAUUAGAUCAGAUAUCCGAAACUCUGUUAUUCACAUGUCAGCAGACUUCUAUCAUUUGCAGAUGGAACCAUCAAGUUGUGGCAUUACCUCAGUGGAUUUGGAAGAGGUAAUGUCUUCAAGCACCGAUGCAGAAGAACGAUGGAAUAAAAUUUCUGAUUCAGUUUCGGUUUUAGCUGCUGAACUUUCAGAAAGUCUUCGAACGAUUAUUGAACCAACAGUGUCAUCGAAAUUCGAAGGUGAUUAUCGAACCGGGAAAAGGCUUAAUAUGCGUCGAUUAAUUCCUUAUAUUGCUAGUGGAUAUAGAAAGGAUCAAAUUUGGUUACGUCGUACGAAGAAAGCUCGGCAUAAUUAUCAAAUUUUAAUAGCUGUAGAUGAUUCGGCAUCUAUGAAUGAUAGCCAUAUUAAAUUGAAAGCAUGUCAGAGUGUUGCACUGAUAGAAUGUGGUCUUAGAAAAUGUGAAAUCGGGCAAUUAGGUAUAUGCAAAUUUGGUGCUUCUACAAAACUGAUUUCAAGCUUCUCGAAUUAUGACAGUAUUUCAAUUGGUGGAGCCUUGAUAAAUGAAUUGAACUUUGAUCAAAAUCGAACUGAUUUAGUUCUUCUGCUUAGACAAAGUAAAAUGAUAUUUGAAGAGAACAGAGGCCGCGAAAGAAACAAUCAGAUGUUAAUUAUUGUGUCAGAUGGAAGAGGGGUUUUAGCAGGUGGUGCGGAAGCGAUUAAAAAAGCUGUGGCAGAACUUCACGCUGAUGAAAUUACAGUACUUUUUGUAGCCAUCGAUAGUGGUGAGGAAUCAAUUGCAGAUAUGAAAGUAGCUGAAUUUACACCUGGUGGAGGUGUGAAUCUUGUUCCAUACCUUAAUAAAUUUCCGUUUCCGUUUUAUGUGGUUGUUAGACAUAUUGCAAUGUUACCUGUUACAAUUGCUGAUGCUGUCAGGCAGUGGUUUGCACUUGCGGCAUCUGCCUGAUA